Messenger RNA from Pocillopora verrucosa, 1152 nucleotides. The record is from RefSeq and is a predicted model, not a curated record. Lineage: Eukaryota; Metazoa; Cnidaria; Anthozoa; Scleractinia; Pocilloporidae.
AUGUCUUACACAAAAUGGUACAAGCUACGGAGCGUCCUGAGCAAAAGAAUGCUUCGACCGAAAGAAGUCGCCAACUCUACUCCGGGUCUCAAUAAAAUUAUCGGCCAUUUUAUUCACCGAUUACGAUCAGUUCGAGAGCCUGGAGGGUCAGGGAAAGAAAACGAAGUUUGUGAACUCGAUAAUGAACUUUUCAAAUGGUCGUUUAAGUGUGCGGCGGAGGUGUUGUUUGACGAAAGGUUUGGCUGUCUUGAAGAGGAAAUCAACAAAGAGGCACAGACCUUCAUAAAAGCCGUCGGAGAUUUUCUGGCGAAUGCGGUCGAGGUCAUUGAUUUUUUGCCUACUUGGUUUUACAAGAUCUAGGAGAGCCAGAGAUUUAAAGAGUUUUUCCAUGAUAAUUUUGACACGAUGUACGACUACGCCGAACUAUUUAGGGAGAGGAAUGAAGAGGUGAAUGAAGAGGUGAAGUCAAGCAAGCGAUCAAAGGAAACAGACCGUGACUUAGCUGGGUUCUUCGAGUUCCUCCUGCCCUGCGGAAAGCUGGCGAAGGAUGACCUGUUGGCGAGCGUUAUGGAUGUUCUGUUUGCCGGAGUUGACACUACGUCCAACACGAUGCAAUGGGUUCUUUAUAUGUUGGCCAAAAAUCCUGAGAAACAGAAGGUUCUUUGACAGGAAGUGCUCUCAGUGGUUGGAAAUUCUACCUUUGCAACGCCGGAAACGCUCACUCGUAUGCCAUACCUGAAGGCCUGGUUACGAGAGACCCUCCGCCUAUAUCCUGUUCUCUCUGCUAUCCCGCGAAGACCGGAGGACAUAAUAUUAGGGGGCUACCAUAUCCCUAGGGGCACUGCUCAAGUUGAGUUCCUUGUUCAGCAAAUAGGGCAAGAUGAAAGUAUUUUUGAAGAUGCCGAAGCGUUUAAACUGGAGAAAUGGUUGCGAAACAAAUAUACCGCUUUGAUCGAAUCAGCAGAAGCUUUCGCUUCUCUUCCAUUUGGAUUCGGAACGAGUAUGUGCCUCGGUCGACGUAUUGCCGAGUUAGAGCUCCAUCUGGUGAUGGCCAGAAUCGUGCAGCAGUUUGACAUCUCUUACCCAACCCGGUACGUCUUAAGAGUGUGUCCUCUAAGCAACAUUCCACCAAUAGAGCGUUCCCCUUCAUAG